AUGAAAAGUGUCGCAAGUAAAAGUACAGCUGGGCAUGCAUUAACGUUGAAAGAAAUUAUUGAAGAGUGUAGAGCCUUUAUGGCCAACAAAAUUAAAGCGAUGUAUUUUGUAAAAGAGAAAAUUAGUGAAGUAAAACAUGAAGUGCCGGCAGUUAACACAGUGGAAAAGGUGAAGUGUUAUAAAAAAGGGAAAAUGAAGAUGGAAUUGAGUGCAAACAAAAGUGGUUCAAACUAA
Molecule: messenger RNA, 234 nt
Organism: Meloidogyne enterolobii
Lineage: Eukaryota; Metazoa; Nematoda; Chromadorea; Rhabditida; Meloidogynidae
Source: the annotation of a GenBank genome assembly